AUGGCGGCGGGGUCGGGCAGCGCGGCGGCUGUGGUAGCGGUGGGAGGCAGCGGCCCGGCGGGGCCUCAGGCUGCCGGCGCUACGGCGGCGGGAUCCGCCCCGGUGGGGAGCGGUGCGCCGGUGCCGGGCCCCGGGGCGGUGCUGAUCGGGGACCGCCUGUACUCGGGGGUGCUGAUCACGCUGGAGAACUGCCUGCUGCCCGAGCACACGCUGCGCUUCACCCCGUCCAUGAGCAGCGGCCUCGACCCCGAUACCGAGACCGAGCUGCGCGUCACCGGCUGCGAGCUCAUCCAGGCGGCCGGCAUCCUGCUUCGUCUCCCGCAGGUGGCUAUGGCUACAGGACAGGUGCUAUUUCAGCGCUUUUUUUAUACCAAGUCUUUUGUGAAGCAUUCCAUGGAGCAUGUGUCAAUGGCCUGUGUUCAUCUGGCAUCCAAAAUUGAAGAAGCACCAAGACGUAUAAGGGAUGUAAUUAACGUGUUCCAUCGCCUUAGACAUUUACGGGAAAAAAAAAAACCUGUGCCUCUAAUACUGGAUCAAGAAUAUGUGAACUUGAAGAAUCAAAUUAUUAAAGCAGAAAGAAGAGUGUUAAAGGAGUUGGGAUUUUGUGUUCAUGUAAAGCACCCUCAUAAGAUAAUCGUUAUGUACCUUCAGGUAUUAGAAUGUGAACGUAACCAACACCUGGUCCAGACUUCAUGGGUAGCCUCUGAGGGUAAGUGACUAAGACUUCUCCUCUG
Gavia stellata (red-throated loon) is the source of this 734-nucleotide messenger RNA. Its product is annotated as cyclin-L1-like. Gene Ontology annotation, molecular function: cyclin-dependent protein serine/threonine kinase regulator activity. The coding region runs from base 1 to 717 and encodes 238 amino acids. Gene Ontology annotation, cellular component: nucleus. The transcript is spliced from 6 exons. Gene Ontology annotation, biological process: regulation of transcription by RNA polymerase II. The record is from RefSeq and is a predicted model, not a curated record. Lineage: Eukaryota; Metazoa; Chordata; Aves; Gaviiformes; Gaviidae.